UAAGUUUGCUUGCCGUCUGAGAAAAGAUAUGAAGGGCGCGGCUUUGGCGGUAGCGGCGGCGGCGGCAAUGGCCUUGAUAGCGCUCAUGGCGAGCCCUGUGGAGGGCAUCACUUGCCCACAAGUGCGAAAGUCUCUCGGCCCUUGCGCAUCGUACCUCACCAAAGGAGGGGACCCCGGGUCGGCGUGCUGCGACGGGGUGAGAGGCCUGAAGAACAGCACCCCGUACCCUGCCGACAGGCGUGCCGCCUGCGUGUGCAUCAAGCAACUCGCCAGCCAGUCCCACAACAUCAAGGCGGACGCCGCCGCCACGCUGCCCGGAAAAUGCGGUGUCUCAAUCGGCGUCCCCAUCCGCGCGGACGUAGAUUGCAACCGCAUUUCUUGAAAGAGGAAGGUCUGAGGGAAUGGAUAAGAAGGAGCAGGGGUGGCGUCGAUGACUACUCCUAGCUCUGAUAGUUAGUGCUUAGUGAUGUUUUAGAACGUAAUAAGGUUGUCCUUGUGACAGUUCUCCCUAGAGAGCCAUGUUGGUCCAUCAAUAAGAUUUUAGACUACUUUUUG
Molecule: messenger RNA, 555 nt
Organism: Rhodamnia argentea
Lineage: Eukaryota; Viridiplantae; Streptophyta; Magnoliopsida; Myrtales; Myrtaceae
Product: non-specific lipid-transfer protein 1-like
Exons: 2
Coding region: 29-382 (117 amino acids)
Biological process (GO): lipid transport
Cellular component (GO): membrane
Molecular function (GO): lipid binding
Source: RefSeq, a predicted model, not a curated record